AUGAGAAGUUGGGAUUUGGGCAAUCUUUUAGGAUUCUUAAUAAAUCCAAGUGGCAUCAAUUAUGCAAGGUUGCGCAUAUGGUAUGGACAGGUUGCCAAUGAUUUACCACCUUCAGCUAAAGUUAUAGAUUUGUAUAAAGAAAAUGGUAUCAAGAGGAUACGAAUUUUUGAUCCAAAUCCAAAAACCCCUCAGGCUGUCAGAGGAUCCAACAUAGAACUUCUUGUUUGUGUUUCUAAUGGAGACAUUGAAAACCUUGCCAACAAUGCCGCUGCUGCAACUGAUUGGGUCCAAAGAAAAAUAAAGGCCUACUUUCCUGAUGUCAGGUUUCAAUACAUUGCUAUCGAAAACGAAAUAAAGCUUAAUGAUGCAAUAGCCCUAUAUGUUCUACCAGUCAUGUUGUUUUAUACCAAUGUCUUGACAUAA
Messenger RNA from Corylus avellana, 423 nucleotides. NCBI's taxonomy places the organism in Eukaryota, Viridiplantae, Streptophyta, Magnoliopsida, Fagales, Betulaceae. The record is from RefSeq and is a predicted model, not a curated record.